Messenger RNA from Ectocarpus sp. CCAP 1310/34, 2561 nucleotides. The record is from the annotation of a GenBank genome assembly. Lineage: Eukaryota; Phaeophyceae; Ectocarpales; Ectocarpaceae.
CCAGGCACGCACUGAAAAAGUAGGUAGCCGCAACGAGGUUGUGGGAGUGUGGCCAGAAGGGAAGAAGAAAAGACCGGCGGAGGAGCUUGCAGCUACUAGCACGCUGUCGGGGGGAAAGCAAAGACAGCCAGAGACUGAGGGCCAGAACAGAAAAACUCCCUCCUGCUUGGCGCUGACGGCGGUUGAUGAGGGGGGGAGUGGUGGUAGUGUGCAACAGCCUUAGCAGCGUGCAAUAACGGGAAAGGGAAUCUGCAGGAGUUUUACCAGGGAGCUAACUAGCUCUAGGUGCUGGCACGAUGGUGGCCUCCGCUCUGUUCAUCAUGGACCUCAAGGGGAAGAUCAUCAUCUCGAGAAACUUCCGCGGAGACGUGCCGAUGACGGUUUCCGAAACUUUCAGCAACCAUAUCCAAGAGAGGGAGGAGAUGGAGCAGAAGCCUAUCUUCACGGUGGAGGGUGUGACUUUCGUGUACGUGCAGUACAACAACCUCAUUCUCAUGAGCGUCACCAAGAGGAACAGCAACGUCGCGCUCAUGCUGGUGUACUUGUACAAGCUGGUUGACGUCUUCAAGGACUACUUUGGGGAGCUUGAGGAGGAGUCUAUUCGAGACAACUUUGUCAUCAUCUACGAGCUCCUCGACGAGACCAUGGACUUCGGAUACCCACAAACCAUGGAGUCCAAGAUUCUCAGGGAAUACAUUACCCAGGCGAGCGAAGGGAACCGAUUGGAGGCGGCACCGCGGCCGCCUGUGGCCUUGACAAACGCCGUCUCCUGGCGAAGCGAGGGAAUCAAGCAUCGCAAGAAUGAGAUUUUCCUGGAUGUGGUGGAGAAGCUGAACCUGCUCGAGUCUUCCAACGGAACGGUGCUUCACUCGGAGAUCGUGGGUGCCGUCAAGAUGAAGUCUUUCUUGUCUGGCAUGCCGGAGCUGAAGCUGGGGCUCAACGACAAGCUGCUGUUCGAGUCUAGCGGCCGAUCUUCGGGGACGAAGAAGGCCGUUGAGCUAGAGGAUAUCAAGUUCCACCAGUGUGUGCGACUGGCUCGGUUCGAGAACGACCGUACGAUCUCCUUCAUACCCCCCGAUGGGGAGUUUGACCUGAUGACCUACAGACUCACCACGCACGUCAAGCCGCUAAUCUGGGUGGAGGCAGUCGUGGAGCCGCACUCGCACAGCAGGAUAGAGUACAUGAUCAAGGCCAAGAGCCAGUUCAAGUCGCGCUCUAUCGCCAACAACGUGGAGAUCAUCAUACCCGUACCGAACGACGUGGACUCGCCCACCUUCAAGGCCUCAAUCGGAAGCGUGGCCUACCUACCCGACCAGGACGCCGUGGUGUGGAGCAUCAAGCAGUUCAACGGCUCCCAGGAGUACCUAAUGCGAGCACACUUCGGAUUGCCUAGCAUUAGCGCGGAGGACGCCCGCGAGUGGAAGGCCCCUAUCCAGGUGAAGUUCGAGAUUCCGUACUUCACUGUGAGUGGUAUUCAGGUACGAUACCUCAAGAUCAUCGAGAAGAGCGGCUACCAGGCAUUGCCUUGGGUUAGGUAUAUCACCCAAAAUGGCGACUAUCAGCUGAGGAUGACGUAGAGGUGGUGGCGUAAAGAGAGGCAGCUGCCAACUGUUGUUGAAGGUUUACGGUUGCAAUGUCGAUCUACCGCACUCGUGGUAGUGGGAGUCCGGAUGAUCGGGUGAUUUUGGAUUAUUUUUUUCGUCAUGGGGAGCCGAGAGAGAGGGGAAGGGGGCACGACUUCCUUCUCGGUAGCGGGGAGCGGGGAGCGGGGGCGAGCUUCCCAGAAACACUUCGUUUGUAUCAUGAUAAUGCACACUUGCAACGUCUUUUUGUCCUUGACCAUGGAAGUCGUGGUCGAGAGGGCAAGCAAGGCCCGUUUUAUCGCUGCCGUAGAAGUUGUGCUGUCGAUCAUACCUGCAUCUUGCUUUGGGUUGCAUGGGAGGCAGCCGAGGAGGUUUUUCCGUUAGAGAAAAUGCUGAAACUCGAGAUAUUCGCAAGAUCCGCCGCGUGUAGGACCAGGGCGAGAAACAAAUGUGAUUGGGUUGGGGAGGUUUGCGCGUUGAGACGCUUGCCUGACAGCUAGGGCUGAAUCAACCUCUCCCGAUGGCCAAUCAGCGUGCGUGCCCCUGUUGUGGGAAUCUGCACUAGCCCACACAAGAGAACCAUACCAUCGUGAUGUCAUGCUGAGUGCCAUGUCUCGGUGAUUCCUAGAGGCCGACCUCGCGUCAGGCCAACAACAGUAGGCUACACAGGGGACAGAAACCUGUCGCAUUGUUUCUGAUUUCUAUUUCACCGCGAAAUGUUGCGCCCCCCAGAUCCAAAGGAAGAGGCCAACAUCUUUGACCUUGAGGUCACUCCUUGCACAUGACCGAUGUUGCGCUCAUGCGGUUGACGUGCGUGUGGAACGGGCUCGUGGAAACCCUGGUCAUCAACUCGUGUAGAGGUAGAAACACCGUGUCACAUGUCACGGGUAAGCUCCCAGGGGAGGUGCCCCAAUUUCUCCUGUGCUUGAACGUUCUGUCGAACAUUACCGCUCCCUCGUCGUGUCUCUCCACGCCGAG